AUGUGGAGCUCCCCGGGGCCCGUCUGGGUGUUCCUGGCUCUGGCCGUGGCCGUGUGUGCAGGGCUGAAGGUGACCCCGGCCGUGAAGUACACGAAGCCAAAGCCCCCACAGCUGGUGGCCUCUCGCCCCCCUCCCACCCUUCUCCCGGGGAAAAUCCCAGUCCUGGCAGCUCCAGGUGGAGCCGAGUCAACCCCCCCGAGCCGAGGGGCCACCACAAUGUUCCCCUUUGAGAACUACACCCUGGACACGGCUGAGUUCUUCUUCAACUGCUGCGACUGCUGCCCCCCUUCUGCGGGGCCCCGGGGGCUGCCGGGGGAGCAGGGACCCCCAGGUCCCAAGGGGGACAAGGGAGAUGAUGGUCUGCCAGGUCUGCCAGGAGCUCCAGGCCCUCAAGGUCCAAAAGGUUCUAAAGGAGAGAGAGGAGGAAAAGGGGAGCAAGGUGAGCGAGGAGCAAGUGGAAAUCCCGGUUAUCCAGGCAAACCUGGGCUGCAAGGUGAAGCCGGAGCCAAAGGCAAUAAGGGCAACUACGGCUUCCCUGGGCUGAAGGGCCAAAAGGGGUCCAAAGGGGACACUUGUGAGAACGGGACCAAAGGAGCCAAGGGGGACAGGGGGGAUCCCGGAGACCCAGGAGUGGUGGGAGAACAGGGUGACAAAGGGGAAAAGGGAGACACGGGGGAGAAGGGCUACUGUGGGGAGCCAGGGGGGAGAGGGGCGAAGGGAGACAGAGGGGAAGGGGGGACCAAGGGGGAAAAGGGGAGCAAAGGGGACACGGGGGCUGAGGGGAUUCGAGGGGUGGACGGAAAACAGGGAGAAAAGGGUGAGCGAGGAACUAAGGGUGAGAAAGGGGACCUGGGCCCCGCCGGCAUGAUGGGACCUGCCGGUCCCAAGGGGGUGGCGGGCAGCAAGGGGGGCCGGGGGGCGCCGGGCAAGAAGGGCUCGCGCGGGGCCAAGGGCAUGCGGGGCGACCCCGCCAAGGCCCCGAGAUCGGCCUUCAGCGCCGGGCUGUCCAAGCCCUUCCCUCCCCCCAACGUGCCCAUCAGGUUUGACAGGGUCCUGUACAACGAGCAGCGGGAUUACAACCCUUCCACCGGCAAGUUCAACUGCUCCGUGCCCGGCACCUACGUCUUCGCCUUCCACCUGACGGUGCGCGGGCGGCCGGCGCGCGUUGGCCUCGUGGCGCGCACCAGGAGGGUGGCCAAGGCCAGGGACACCGUCCACGGGCAGGAGAUCGACCAGGCCUCCUUCCUGACCAUCCUGAAGCUCGGUGCAGGAGACCAGGUGUGGCUGGAGGUGGCGCGGGACUGGAACGGGGUCUACGCGGGCGCGGAGGACGACAGCGUCUUCACGGGCUUCCUCCUCUACCCGGAUGUUCUCGAGGUCCUGAGGUAGAUUUAGAGGGAGAAGGUGCCUUCUGUCAAGUGCAGAUACCCUUCCAGAAGAUUUGUAACGAGGAGAUUAGGCCUUGUUUCGCUUAGGAAGCCUUUCCUGCCUAAGAAAAAAAUACCUUUGUCAAAGAUAAUUUGGAUGUUUUCUCCUCUUGCGUUCCAGAGGAGAGUUACAGCCUCUGUGGUGGGAGGAGAGAUAAACUCACACAGGCUACAGGGGAGGGCCUGGCAAAGAUAAAAAAGCCCUGAAGAGAACAGGAGGUGCUUUUUGCAGCACUGCUAGGAGUUUUUCCCUUGUAAGUGCAGUGUUCUGGACUUUGGAAUAAAUUUUCCAGAACUCCUUCCGCUGCUUGACAUUUUGGGGGUACCUGUGUGUUAUCUUACUUCACAGUGUCACUGGAAAACAGGAUUUUCCCUGUGCCUGCGAGAGGAGAAAUGACCAUCAGUCAGUUUAGUGGCUGCUUUUAAUUAUAUUUUCACAAAAAUGUUUAUAUUUGCAAUAUUAGUUGGUUAGAGCAGGGUGCUGGUAACACCAAGCUUGUGGGUUUGAUCCCCAUUCACUUAAAAAUUGGACUUGAUGCUUGUGGGUCCCUCCCAACUCAGAAUAUUCUGUGACUCUGUGAAUAUAUGGAUUAGUUUUAACUGGCAGCCCCAAGAAGUGACAUGUCCUUUGUGAUGGUUGAGAGGAACCAGCAUCCAAACCCCAGCAGGACCAGCUUGGAAAGGGAAUUUCCCAUCCCAGGCUCCAGGUUUGUAAUUGGCCUGUUCAAAUUACGUAAAGAAACUCAUGGCCUGACUGUAAUUUUAAUCCUGCAAUCCUCCCAUGGUCCAAACCCCACCAGGAAUUGGUUCUGAUAAUCUAAAAAAAUAAAAGUGUUGGUAAAGAUUGCAGAGUUUGAUUUAUAGAGCUCAGUCAGAUGUGAACAUGAGCAGUAGGUUUCUUAAAAUCACAUGAAAAGAUUUAAAGCUAUUUUAUCUUUGAAUCAGUAUUAUUUAGUACUUUAGACAUGGUCACGAAUUAUAUAAAGGUUUGUCUAAAGGAGUAUUAAAGUUAUUUAGAGAGUUUAAAAAAAAACACCCCAAAACUAUUGUUCUUUGACACAAAUAAAUCUGAAACUUUCAGAAGUA
Molecule: messenger RNA, 2513 nt
Organism: Corapipo altera (White-ruffed manakin)
Lineage: Eukaryota; Metazoa; Chordata; Aves; Passeriformes; Pipridae
Gene: OTOL1
Product: otolin 1
Exons: 4
Coding region: 1-1389 (462 amino acids)
Molecular function (GO): protein binding
Source: RefSeq, a predicted model, not a curated record